Messenger RNA from Penicillium lagena, 1251 nucleotides. RefSeq names its product CRAL-TRIO domain-containing protein. The transcript has 5 exons. Bases 1 to 1251 code for a protein of 416 amino acids. Lineage: Eukaryota; Fungi; Ascomycota; Eurotiomycetes; Eurotiales; Aspergillaceae. The record is from RefSeq and is a predicted model, not a curated record.
AUGACUGCCACUCAAAACACCCCGGGCCAGAUGUCUCAGGAGCAAAGAGACAAGUUGAAGCAACUUUGGAGCUUAGUCCUAGAGCUACUGGAUCCUAUGCACAACCGCAACAGUAACCUCGAGACCACUUAUUCAGCGUACACCCCCAAACUCGUAGAGUUCCUUCAUCAGAAGAUCGGCCGAUCCGAGCUCAAGACGCUCCGGAAUGAAGUCAACGAUCUCUCUCCGGAUACACUCUUUGUGUAUUUCUUGAACACAACAAGACAAGAGUCCCCCGAUCGCCUCCUGUUGCGGUUCCUGAAAGCCCGCAAAUGGGAUGUUGGCAAGUCAUUCGCGAUGUUGGUCCACGCGCUCGUAUGGCGAAACAAGCACCUCAGCGUUGACGAGACCGUGGUGGCCAAUACCGAGCUGAACGCCCUCAAAGAGUCCCGCGAUACGUCUGAUCCGCAGAAGGCGAAGAUGAGCCAUGCGUUCUUGGAGCAACUGCGCACCGGGAAAUGUUUUCUGCAUGGGACGGAUCGAGUCGGACGUCCUAUCAUUGUCCUUCAAGGCCGACUGCAUCGAUCGACGGAGAAGAAUGAGGUUUUGAAUCGAGGAAUCCUUCAUAUGAUUGAGGCUGCGCGACUGGUGCUUGUACCGCCAGUUGAGGGCGUGACUGUUAUAUUUGAUAUGACGGGCUUCUCUGUGUCUAAUAUGGAAUACGCAGCCGCAAAAUUCCUAAUCGAAUGCUCCCAAACUGGAUAUCCCGAAUUUCUAGGCGCCCUUCUUAUCCACAACGCACCAUGGGCUUUCUCCGGUAUCUGGAAAACCAUGAAGCGAUGGAUAGAACCAGAGACUGCAUCUCGCAUCCACUUCACAUACACGACGGCCGAAAUUGGGCAGUUCAUUGCUCCAGAGCGACUAAUUCAGGGGCUGAACGGCAAGGAGAACUGGUCAUUCGAGUUUGUCGAGCCCACUGAGGGUGAAAAUGCGAAGAUGGAAGAUACAGCCACUCGGGACGUUAUCUAUGCGGAACGGAGAAGCAUCGGGACCGAGUUACUGAACGCAACCUCUGAGUGGAUCGAGGCAAAGACUCAGGAGGAGAGAGAUAAGGCUAGUUCUCGAAGGGAAGAUGCGAUAGUGAACUUGCACCUGAAUUAUUGGACUUUGGAUCCCUAUGUCCGUGGACGAAACUUGUUGGACCGCACGGGGAUCAUUCAGGAAGGUGGGAAGAUCGACUUUUACCCUAACCCCAACUCAAACUCGCAGUAG